Tyto alba (common barn owl) is the source of this 896-nucleotide messenger RNA. RefSeq names its product short chain dehydrogenase/reductase family 16C member 5 (gene SDR16C5). Gene Ontology annotation, cellular component: lipid droplet. Gene Ontology annotation, molecular function: oxidoreductase activity, acting on the CH-OH group of donors, NAD or NADP as acceptor. The record is from RefSeq and is a predicted model, not a curated record. The transcript has 5 exons. NCBI's taxonomy places the organism in Eukaryota, Metazoa, Chordata, Aves, Strigiformes, Tytonidae.
AUGUUCAAUUUCAGAAGCAUGCUGAAGAUACUACAGUUCCUGAAAUUAUUUUUUUUUCCUUAUUCAUAUUUCCUCCAUGCAAAAAAAACUUUUGCUGGGGAAAUAGUGUUUAUUACUGGCUCUGCAAAUGGGAUUGGAAGGCAGAUUGCCUUAAAGUUUGUUCCUUUGGGAGCAACAUUGGUUCUUUGUGACAUUGAUGAAGAAGGUAACAAAGAAAUAAGCAGAUUGGCCCCAAAAAAUUGAGCUAAACAAGGGUUUGACUGCCGCUGUGACUGCAGCAAUAGGGAGGAGGUCUAUGAACAGGCAGACAAGGUGAGAAAAGAAGUUGGGGAUGUUAGUAUUCUAAUCAAUAAUGCUGGCAUACUACUUGGGAAAAAGUUCUGUGACAUUCCAGAUGCAGAUUUUGAAAAGACCUUAAGAGUCAGCUUCUCGUCUCAAGUCUGGACUUGCAAGGCCUUUCUUCCAGCCAUGAUGACCUGUAGCCAUGGACACCUGGUUAGCACAGCCAGUGCAGCAGGAUUGUUGGGCAUCUACAGGAUGUCAGAUUAUUCUGCAAGUAAGUGUGCAAUCAUUGGAAUGAUGGAAGCCACAGAACCAGAACUCUAUCAUGCAGGAAAACAAGCCAUUAAAACCACAAUCAUUUGCCCUUAUUUUACUAAUAUUAAAUUAGCCAGUGGUUUUCAAAUCAAAAACCCACUUAUUCUUCUUGUUUAUGAUGUAGAGUAUACAGCCAGCAAGAUCAUGGAUGCAAUUCAAAAGGAAAAGUUUUAUUUGAUCAUGCCUCUGACUUCAUACCUUUUGCUAUCAGAAUGUAAGAAUGUGACUCUUCUUCUAGCAUUGCAUUCUUUCCUUUGACAUAUGCCUGCAAAAUCAGUGGGAAUGUUUAGUAAAAACAA